CCGAGCCUUGGUGAUGAGACCGUUUCCACCUGUUGUGAGCCUCGGUGCGGCGUUGCGACGCUGCUCGGCGGCUCCAGCUCCGGGUCUGCAAGCUGGUGCUCUUGGCUGUCGCUGUCUCGUCUCGAGCGCAUUGGCGCGCCAUUGAGCCCCAGCUUUUCGGGCGCGCCCUGCCCCCCCACUCCUCGACGCAAUGCAGGCGGAUGCCCCGCUGAUGCUGCGGCGGCUCUUGGCGGCUCUGUUGGCGGUGUCGGGUGCUCGCCUGAGCCACUGCGGGCGUCUGCUGCGACAGCACGGCAGCAGAGUUUAUAAGCAGACUCUUCACAAUUACCAGAACGUGCAGUACUUCGCGGACUUCGACAUCGGAGGGCAGAGCAUAUCGGGCAUCUUCGACACGGGCUCAUUUGAACUGCUCGUGAGGUCGUCGAGAUGCGCGCAGUGCGUCCAUCCGACUCCGCCUUACACGCACGACAAGAGCAAGAGCUACAGCAAGAACGGCACCAUGGCGAAACACGUGUUCGGAUCUGGGCCUUGCGUGUCGAUGAUGGGCUACGAAACGGUCUCCGUGGGCCCGGUCUUGAAGGCCGAAGGCCAGGCGUUCUGGGAGAUUGUCGACCACCGCAUCCAGGUUCUGAACACAGCGAAAUUCGCGGCGAUCGUCGGCAUCGGCCCGAAUUUCGCGGCGCAGAACUCUGAGAAGACGCUGCUCAUGAACUAUGGAAUCACGUCAUUCUCCAUCUGCCUGCGCAAGCCCAGCGGCUCGGAGGGCUACUUGACCUGGGGUGCCCCCAUCGAGAAGACGGGUCGCGUCACCGCGCGCGUCAUCGGCCAGCACCACUGGGUCACGCCUCUGAGCGGCGUGUCGUUCAGCUCCCCGGGCGGCCCGCAGGCGCUCUGCGACGCCAGCCAGCCGUGCGCCGCGAUCCUGGACAGCGGCACGUCCCUCAUCGCGGCCCCUGGCCUCGCGCUCAUGGCGCUCAGCGAGCAGAUCCCCGAGAUCAAGCAGGACUGCUCCAACCUGGAAGCCCUCCCCAUGCUGAGGUUCACGAUCGACGGGCAUGCCCUCGAGCUGCCCCCGCAGGCCUACGUGAUGAGGGUCACCGGUGCGGUCAUGGAGGCGAACGACAUCUGGGACGUGCUCUUCUUCAAGCCCAGCAUCCGCAGGGUCGACAUGUGCAUGCCGGCGUUCAUGCAGAUCGACAUGAUGUCGCAGCACGGCCCCGUCUGGAUCCUGGGCAUGCCCUUCUUCCGCUACUUCCACACCACCUUCGACCGCGAGGAGCGGGCGAUGCACGUCGCGCGCGCGGGCCCAGACUGCGAGGCCCUGCCCCUGGGCGGCAACGCGGCCGAGGCCCUGCUCGCGGUGGACAGGGAGGAGAUGGGCAAGCCCAUGGACGUCGAGGUGGACGCGCUCAUCCCGCCGACGCUGUCGGGCCAGAUGGACUUUCCGUUCGGAAGCAUGGGCGAGCUGGAGCUAUGAGUGCAGCCGCGCCGUGGAGCGAGCCUUCGGGUCGCUGCGGGUGCUGCGCUUCCGACAAGCGCGCACCAGUGACCUCGGCAUUUGCAGGCGCCGCGCGCGCCUUGUCCCCACGGCUUGAGCCCGAAGUCGAGGAAAGCCGCAUCGUCAUCGCUCAGCGCUCUAAUUAGUGAUCGUUGCCAUCUCUCCCGCCGUUUAACGUUCUGCGGCGUUCGGGCACGAAGCGGUCGUCAUAUGCGGGAAGGUGCACUUGCACGGAGGCGUCCAAGACAUCGCCGCAAAGUUCGACCCGCCGGAGAAUGCAAGCACUUCGAAGUGACGAGACCAGGG
Prorocentrum cordatum is the source of this 1804-nucleotide messenger RNA. NCBI's taxonomy places the organism in Eukaryota, Dinophyceae, Prorocentrales, Prorocentraceae. The record is from the annotation of a GenBank genome assembly.